Messenger RNA from Ailuropoda melanoleuca (giant panda), 1469 nucleotides. It is a transcript of the gene COQ4, whose product is annotated as coenzyme Q4. Gene Ontology annotation, cellular component: mitochondrion; mitochondrial inner membrane. The transcript is spliced from 7 exons. The record is from RefSeq and is a predicted model, not a curated record. Gene Ontology annotation, biological process: ubiquinone biosynthetic process. Bases 245 to 1045 code for a protein of 266 amino acids. NCBI's taxonomy places the organism in Eukaryota, Metazoa, Chordata, Mammalia, Carnivora, Ursidae.
CGCUGACCCCUAAGCGGGUCCCACUUGGGGACUCUUUCUGGGAGUGAGGGGAAGUGGGGAGACUGUUGCUUCGGUGGAAGUAGGUGAUAGGUCGCUUGGAUUUCCUUCUCAGACUUAGCGAUAGGGCCCUCUCCUGUCCGAACUACGAUUUUUCUCCUUCAAAGGCCCUUCCGGGCGCUCGGCGGCCGGACGGGUUUGCGGCCUCCGCCCUCCGCGCGCACCCUCCCGCGGCCGCCGGGCUGCCAUGGCGACGCUGCUGCGCUCGGCCCUGCGCCCUCUCCGCCAGCUCGGCGGCCGCCGAGGGCCGGCUGCAGAUGUGCGGCUCCGAGGCGUGCGCCAUGGCGCCGGCCUGCUCUACCCGGGGCACAUCCCCACCUCCCCGCUGCAGAAGCUGCUGCUGGCCGCCGGCUCGGCCGGAAUGUCUCUCUAUAACCCGUACCGCCACGACAUGGUCGCAGUUCUAGGGGAGACCACAGGACACCGUGCCCUGAAGGUCCUCAGGGACCAGAUGAGAAAGGAUCCAGAGGGUGCCAAGAUCCUGCAAGAGCGUCCCCGGAUCUCGCUGUCCACCCUUGACCUGGAUAAGCUCCGUAGUCUGCCUGAGGGCUCCUUUGGCCAAGAGUAUCUCCGUUUCCUGGAUGUAAAUAGGGUCUCCCCAGAUACCCGCGCACCCACCCGAUUCGUGGACAAUGAGGAGCUAGCCUAUGUGAUCCAGCGGUACCGGGAGGUUCACGACAUGCUCCACACCCUGCUGGGGAUGCCCACCAACAUCCUGGGGGAGAUCGUGGUGAAGUGGUUUGAGGCUGUCCAGACCGGCCUACCCAUGUGCAUCCUGGGUGCCCUCUUUGGACCAAUCCGACUCAGUGCCCAGAGCCUGCAGGUGCUGGUUUCGGAGCUGAUCCCGUGGGCCAUGCAGAAUGGGCGCAGAGCCCCGUGCGUCCUCAACCUGUACUACGAGCAGCGCUGGGAGCAGCCCCUGCUAGCUCUGCGGGCGGAGCUGGGCAUCACAGAGCCCCCCACCGUGCACGUCAGGGGCCCGGCCUAGGCCCUGAGCCGCUGCCCACCCCCCACACACCUGCUCUAGGGGCAGAGGACUCUUUGGCCAUUACCUUGGUUCCUUUUCUUUGAACACAGACCCCUGGACGUCAUUUGUCGUAAUUUGUCAUAACCACUGAUAAUGGCUUUGAGGACCCCCCAGGAAGGAGCAGGCAGUGCAGCGGGGUUCCCAGGGGAGCCAGGAGCUGCCCAAAGAGCACUGGGUGUGAGCAAGAAUCAGUCGUCCAGCCUGGUGCUGGGGUGUCUCAGGUCCACGACUCCUGUUCUGCACCCGUCCCUGCCGUCCCUGCCAACGAGGGUUUUCUGGGUGCCAGGCUGGGUGUCCUCCGGGAGGAAGGGUUUCACCAGUUCCAAAGACCUGAGAAGGGGCAGGUGAGUCUCCACUGUCUGAAUAAAGUCUGCCAUCAGACCAA